This is a messenger RNA of Galendromus occidentalis (western predatory mite), 2210 nucleotides long. It is a transcript of the gene Exo84, whose product is annotated as exocyst complex component Exo84. The transcript is spliced from 11 exons. The record is from RefSeq and is a predicted model, not a curated record. Gene Ontology annotation, biological process: exocytosis; intracellular protein localization; Golgi to plasma membrane transport. Gene Ontology annotation, cellular component: exocyst. The coding region runs from base 49 to 2079 and encodes 676 amino acids. NCBI's taxonomy places the organism in Eukaryota, Metazoa, Arthropoda, Arachnida, Mesostigmata, Phytoseiidae.
AGCCCGAAAGUUCUGAGUGCCAUAGACGACUUUUGCGACCGAAGGAGGAUGCCUCUUGAAACAGAGAUGGAAAGUGCGACAGCUCAGAAGUUCUCUCAGCUGAGCUUCGACCCCGAGAAAUAUGUGUCCAGUAUCGUUCAACGAGCAGGGACUGUCGAGAAGAUCCUUCAAGAAAAACAAGAUGUCCUGAAUUUACAAGAACAGACGAGUUACCAGCUGAAGAAAAAUGUUUAUGACAAUUACAAGCAGUUCAUCGACACUGCCAGAGAGAUCUCAUAUGUCGCGAGCGAAAUGCAUCAGCUCCGCGAGAUGCUACACAAGCAAGAGCAGCUCCUGCAUGGAAUGACUGGACUUUCCAUCGUACAGCACAAGAAUUCCAACAAACUGCUGGAAUUACCCGAGGAGCUCGAGUGCGACCCAGGGAUAGAUACACUCGAUGGCUGCUACGGAGAGGAUGAUUUGUUAAAGCGUAAAGAGAACAUCUCAUUUCUGUUGGAGCGGGUUGAAGGCUGCGCUCGACUGCUCGACGGAAGCGAGAAGAACGUCUUGAAAACCGGCGAGGCCACGCUCGUGGAACGCGACGAGAUUUCGAAAAUCCAGCUGUGUCUGCUGACUGACUCCCUCCUGAUCGCGGACUGUUUGCCAGUGAAACGAGGCACGAUACAAUAUCGACUUCGCUGGGUUUUCGAGUUGGACUCGCUGGCGGCAGUGGACGGGAACUCAUCGUCCCAGAUGAAGAUGCUCGUCUUUCCUCAGACCAUUCUCCUACAAAUGGAGUCUUUGCAGGAGAAACUGGUCUGGAUGGAAGCGAUUCGCAAGGCGAAAACCGUAAAACUGACCCGUCAGGCGGUCAUCAACGCUCGUAUAAAUUAUCCGUCUCUCGCGUUAGCCUUGGAUCAAACCGAUUCUGUCGAGGAAGACGCACUCAUUCCUGAGUGGCUGAUCGAACUCCCUGAUGAACUCGACGUAUGCAUCGCCGAGAGGAAUUUCGAGCAGGCUGUCGAAUUGUUGCAAAAAGUCAAGGAAUAUUGGCCCUCCCAAGAAGGUUACUCCUGUAGUACCGCGAGGGACGUCAGGCUGAGGAUAAGCAAUCGUCAAGAACAGCUGAUCAAGGUUCUUUGUAGCGAAUUGAGUGUCGGCGUCUCGCUGCAUGGCGGGCCUCGAGCCGCCAAACGCGCAGUGAAGUUGUUGAUAGAACUCGGCCAGACCGCAUCGGCGAGUCGAUUAUUUCUCGCACAUAGAGCCGUUCUGCUCCGGACAGCGACGAAAAACCAGAGCCAGCAUAGCGAGGGUGCCGUAAACGCUUUUGUGAAACGCGUCUGCGGUGCCUUCUUCAAUCAUGUUGCCGAAACUGGACGCCAAUACCAGAGAGCCUUCAUAUCCCACAGUCCUGCCAUUGCCUCCGCGCUCGUGAGCUGGUGUUGCGCACAGCUAGAUUGGUUCGUGCAUCUGCUAUCGAGACAACUGUUUUCGGCUCAGACAUCGCUGGCCACGGUCGCGGAGGCCGUGCAGACCUGUAUAGCAUCGUGUGGUCAACUCCAAGAUAUCGGUCUAGACCUGGGUUUCGUCAUCCUGCGAAACUUAAGGAAAGAACUCGGGAGGAGCAUCUCGGAUGGACGAGACAAACUCCUCGAAGCCAUACGGCAUCGGUCAACUGAAGACACUUGGAAGCCACAGAAGGUUGAAAGCAAAUGGCUACAGUCACUCGAGAGACAUGGAUUGGAUCUGAGUGCCUAUAUUUACGACGAGAACAUGACUUACCUCACUUCGAACACCGUGGCCUUCACGAAGUCUCUCCUCCAUUUCGUGAGCGAUUUGAUGGCUCUCUACACACCGCCGUUGCAUCGACUCAUGGUCGAUAGCGUUUGUGAAGCCGUCAGAGCUCAUCGUCGUCACAUCGCCGCUGCUUUUUCAGCGACCAAAUUGAAGUCGGACCAAAAGUUCAUCCAACGUAACGAGAGCUUCCUCCUGAACAACGUUGCGAAAGCGAUCGAAAAGAGAUGUUCCAGUUCACCGCAAGGAGUUCUGCUAUGGCCUGAGAUUCAGUCAGCCUUCGAGGGCAACGCACAUGGAUUCUAAUGUUUCGAAGUGAAAGCUUUAUCGAGCCGAAAUCCCUCCAAGACCAUCAUAUGGCAAAUUUAUGACAACGGUUUAAUGUUCAGAGUUAAUAUACUUGCGGAUGCAAUUGCGAAGACAAAUACAAUAAAUAU